AUGGAUGGUAAUGUUCCUGAAGAAGCCACACAGUCAACAAAUGUGGAAAUAUCUGAAGAAGAUAUUUUAGUUGCUGCUCCUAAUGUUGGUGUGGAAUUAAAUAGUGAACCUUGUAAGGGGAUGGAAUUCAAAUAUGUGGAAAAGGUUAGAGAAUUUUAUAAUUCAUUUGCAAAAAGGAUGGGUUUUGGAGUACGUGUUCGCUCAACUAAACCAAAGAGAGCUGUCUUUGUAUGUUGUAAUGAAGGUCAUCAUAUAGUGAAAAGUUCAACAAACAAAGAAAUCCAAGAUGGCACAAAUCAAACUAAAAGAAAGUGUUCUACUUCUCGAACUGGUUGUCUAGCCACACUUGUUGUUAAAAGAGGUACAUUAGAAGGAAAUUGGAUUAUAUGUUCAUUUAAGAAUGAUCAUAACCAUCCCAUGGUUAGCCCUAAAAGUGUGUCUUAUAUGCGGUGUCAUAAAAGCAUGAAUGGUGCUGCAAAAAGUCUUGUUGAACAUUUUAAGGAAGAAGGUAUACCGACAGGAAAGGUUGCUACAAUGUUCAGUGAAGGGGACUUGGCUUUCUCUAAUAGGGAUUGUUGGAAUCAUGUUAGAAGUCUUCGAAGAAAAAAUUUAGACGUUGGAGAUGCUCAAGCUGUUUUUAAUUAUUGUAAACAGAAACAGGUAGAAAAUUCAAACUUUUUCUAUGAAAUCCAAUGUGAUGAAGAUUCUCGGAUGAUAAACUUUUUUUGGGUUGAUGCUAGAUCAAAAUUAGCUUACCAACAAUUUGGAGAUGUAAUAUCUUUUGACACCACAUAUAAGACUAACAAGUAUAGUAUGCCAUUUGCCCCGUUUGUUGGAUUGAAUAAUCAUUAUCAAUCAAUUUUAUUUGGUUGUGCUUUACUACAAGAUGAGUCAGAACGCUCGUUUAUAUGGUUGUUUGAAACUUUUCUUAAGGCAAUGGAUGGUAAAAAGCCCAAAUCUGUCAUAACUGACCAGGAUUUGGCUAUGAAAGGUGCUUUAGCCAAUGUUUUUCCAGAAACUAGACAUCGCCUCUGCUUAUGGCAUAUUAGGAAAAAAUUUGCUGAAAAGUUAGCUCAUGUUUAUCAUAAAAAUUCCACUUUGAAGCGAGAAUUGAAAAAAUGCAUUCAUGUUUCACCAAGUAUAGAAAGUUUUGAAGAAGACUGGAGCCGAUUAAUGAUUGAGUACGGACUAGACAACAAUGAAUGGCUUCAAGGGUUAUAUAAAAUUAGAGAAUCUUGGAUACCAGUUUAUAAUAGAAGCUGUUUUUUUGCUGGGAUGAAUACAAGUCAAAGAAGUGAGAGCAUCAAUGCGUUUUUUGAUUCUUUUGUGAAUGCAUCUACAACAUUGCAAGAAUUUGUGUUGAAAUUUGAAAAGGCGGUUGAUAGCCGCUUAGAAGUAGAAAAAAGAGAGGAUUAUGAAAGUAGGCAUAAAAAACGCAUUUUGGCUACAGGGUCAAAACUUGAGGAGCAUGCUGCGUCUAUUUAUUCGAGAAACAUUUUUGGUAAAUUUCAAGAUGAGAUCAGGAAGAUCUACAAAUUUAAAAAAAAGAAGAUUAGCAAAGAUGGACAUAACUAUGUCUAUCAAGUUUCCAGUAACUACAAUGCUCGAGAUAUGUUUUUCGUUGAUAUGAAUUUGGACGCACAGAUUGCAAAAUGUGGAUGUCAAUUAUAUGAGUUUUUGGGGAUAUUGUGCAGGCAUAUACUAGUAAUUUUUCAAGAAAAAGGUAUCACUCAAAUUCCUGACCAUUUUAUUUUGCAGCGUUGGACUAAAAAUGCUAACAGAAGCAUUGAAGUUUGUGAUACGACGAGUAAUUUUGAUGGUCAAAAUAGCACACCAAAGAUAUUAAGAAGGAUGCAUGCUCAACAAGAAGCAAAGGUAUUACUUGAUUUGGCUGAAGAGUCUGAUGAGAUAUACAAAUUCAUUAUAUCUGAUUUGAGGCGCACUCGUAUGUCAGCCAUUGCAAUGAAGAAAUCAAAUUUAGGUAUCAGUGAUGGAGUUUCUCCUUUGGAAUCUAGCCAAAAUGUCAACCAAAAUUGCUUGUCGAAGGAAGAAAGUGAACCAGAAUUGACUAUUAGAAAUCCACGCAAUGCACAAACAAAAGGGAGAAAGAAGGAUGGACAGAAAAACACUCAAAAUUGUAGAUUCAAGAGUGGAAUUGAACUGUCACAUGCUCAACAAGUAGCAGUAAAAAGAAAAGCAUGUCAUGAGUGUGGUGAAUCUGGUCACAACAGCAGAACUUGCAAGAAAAGAAAUCAAAAUGAUUAA
Molecule: messenger RNA, 2265 nt
Organism: Medicago truncatula (barrel medic)
Lineage: Eukaryota; Viridiplantae; Streptophyta; Magnoliopsida; Fabales; Fabaceae
Product: protein FAR1-RELATED SEQUENCE 5-like
Exons: 1
Coding region: 1-2265 (754 amino acids)
Biological process (GO): regulation of DNA-templated transcription
Molecular function (GO): zinc ion binding; nucleic acid binding
Source: RefSeq, a predicted model, not a curated record